Daucus carota subsp. sativus is the source of this 1131-nucleotide messenger RNA. RefSeq names its product protein SRC2. Lineage: Eukaryota; Viridiplantae; Streptophyta; Magnoliopsida; Apiales; Apiaceae. The coding region runs from base 87 to 956 and encodes 289 amino acids. The transcript has a single exon. Gene Ontology annotation, biological process: defense response. The record is from RefSeq and is a predicted model, not a curated record.
GCUCUAAGUUAUUGCACUUGCUCUAAUAUCGGAUUGUUUUCCCUUAACCAUUGCUCACUGACUUGACACAAAGACACACAAAAACCAUGUCCACCUCUCGGCCAUCGCAACGCCCGCUCGAUCUCGACAUCACAAUCGUCUCCGCCAAGCACCUCAAGAACGUCAACUGGCGCAACGGCCCUCUCAAGCCUUACGUCAUCUUCUGGACCGACCCGGACCGUCGUCUCGCCACCAAGUCCGACGAUUCCGGGUCGACCCGACCCGUGUGGAACGAGCAAUUCAUCCUGCCCCUCACUCUCUCUCCUCUCGAUUCUACCCUCACUCUAGAAAUCUUCCACUCCAAGCCGCUCGAGUCGGCUAAGCCGCUCGUGGGUAUUCUCCGCUUCCCGAUUAGAAACCUGGUUGACUCGGCUGACUCGGACGAGUCGGGGAAGCUCAGGACGUUCGAGCUCCGACGCCCCUCGGGUCGGCCUCAGGGGAAGAUCCGACUGAAACUAUCCAUUAAAGAACGUGUUUUGCCGGAUUACCAAACUGCCCCUCAGGGUGGGUAUUAUUACUCUUCUGCCCCUCCGCUCUCCGGUCCACGUGGCUACCCGCCGGUUCAUUCUCCACCUCCACCUCCUCCGGCUCCGUAUGGAUACGUGCCGGAUCCUUAUUCGGGUUAUUACCCGAGCUAUUACACCCAGCAGCAAGCUCUUCCACCUCCACCGCCUUCUCCGAGGCCUUAUUAUGAUACUCGAUUUACUGGAGCUCCUAGCGCCCCUGUCGAUUACGCACCACCGAGGCCUUCGAGGAUGGGAGUAGGGAGUGGAGUGGCAAUGGGAGCUGUGGCGGGGGCGCUUGGCGGUUUGGCAUUGGAGGAAGGGUUGAAGUAUGAAGAGGAGAAAAUCGCGGAACGUGUUGAGACGGACGUGAAUGCUAGGGAUGAGUACAGGGAUUAUCGAAGUGAGUAUUAAUGAUUUUAUGAUUUAUGGAUAUUGACGUGUUAGUUUGCUAAUUUAAGGUUUAAUUGGAGAAAUGUUUGUAUAUAAAUUUCAUAUCUUUGUGUGUGUUUUCAAUAGUCUAUGAAUGAUAACCUGUUUCCGUUGUAUGGAUUUAUGUGUGAAGCAAUAAAUUUAAACUAUUGUAUAA